AUGCAUAUCUAUCUAUCUAUCUAUCUAUCUAUCUAUCUAUCUAUCUAUCUAUCUAUGUCUGCUUUUAUCUAUCUAUCUAUCUAUCUAUGUCUGUUACUAUCUAUCUAUCUAUGUAUGUUCCUAUCUAUCUAUGUUUUUCUUCAAAAACACUACACUUUCUUUCUUUCUGUCUAUAUUUUCUUCCUUCCUUCUUUCCUUUCUUUCACUCUAUAUUCCUUUUCUUUCUUUCUUUUUUCUUUCUUUCACUCUGUAUUCCUUUUCUUUUUCUUUUAUCUUUUUUCUUUCUUUUACUCUAUAUUCCUUUUCUUUCUUUCUUUCUGUCAAUCUCCAUUCGUUUUCUUUCUUCCUUCCCUUCUUUCUUUUGUUCACUCUAUAUUGCUUUUCCUUAUUUAUUUCACUCUAUAUUCCUUUCUUUCUUUCUUUCUUUCUUUCUUACAUAAUAUAUAUUCCUUUCUAUAUUCCUUUCUUCCCUUCUUUCUGUCACUCUAUAUUUCUUUUUCAAUUUUUCUUUAUUUAAUUCUAUAUUCCUUUCUUUCUUUCUUUCUUUCUUUCUUUCUUUCUUUCUAUAUUCUUUUCUUUCAAUCUUUCUUUUUAUUAGCAUUCUUUAUUUUACUCUAUACUCUUUCUGUUUUUCUUUCUUUUUUAUUUCACUCUAUAUUCCUUUCUUUCUUUCACAUUAUAUUCUUUUCCUUCUUUCUUUCUUUCCUUCAUUCUUUAUUUCACUUUAUAUUUCAUUCUUUAUUUAUUUCACUUUAUAUUCUUUCUUUCUUUCUUUCUUUCUUUCUUUCUUUCUUUCUUCAGCGUGUGCAUACGAAUGCAUUCCCCAGGAACGCCGGCAGUGUUUUUAAUUUAAAUCUUCUUGAAGUCUGGAAGCAUUCAAAAGUUUGA
Molecule: messenger RNA, 888 nt
Organism: Acanthosepion pharaonis
Lineage: Eukaryota; Metazoa; Mollusca; Cephalopoda; Sepiida; Sepiidae
Source: the annotation of a GenBank genome assembly